AUGAAGAUGGAUUAUGAAGGAAAAGGGUCGGGUUUUGGGACUCUGUAUUACAGGAGCCUUCUUCAGGGUAGAGGUAUACUGUUUGUAGAUCAACAGUUGACAGCUGGAGAAGAAACUGCAACUUGGGUUAGACAAUAUGCAUCUGAUGUUUCUUUGUUUAGAAAAGAUUUUGCACAGGUGAUGAUGAAGCUUUCGAGUACUCAAGUGUUGACUGGAGAUAAAGGGGAAGUGAGACUAAACUGCAGAGAAGUGACUUCUUCUUUGUGGUAA
Lactuca virosa is the source of this 270-nucleotide messenger RNA. NCBI's taxonomy places the organism in Eukaryota, Viridiplantae, Streptophyta, Magnoliopsida, Asterales, Asteraceae. The record is from the annotation of a GenBank genome assembly.